Molecule: messenger RNA, 9697 nt
Organism: Coregonus sp. 'balchen'
Lineage: Eukaryota; Metazoa; Chordata; Actinopteri; Salmoniformes; Salmonidae
Source: the annotation of a GenBank genome assembly
CGUGCAGUGAGGAAUGCGUUCCUGUCUAAUGGGCCGUACCCCGCUAAAGACAAGAUUCACCUCGCCAGGAUCAUAAGGUAACUUUGUGUGUGUUUGUUAACUUUGUGUGUAAAUCUGAGAGAGAGCGCGAGAUAGAGAGAGAGUUUAUGCGGGGAUUUGAGUAAGAUGGCGGAGUUUGCACCGGGUGAAAAGUGAUUGCAUUAGUUUUGGAACCGGUCUGCUUCCCAGACGUGAGCCGGGUGCCCCGUUCGGGCCAUCGGCAAAGUCGGCUCAAAACAAAAGUGGCGUAGGUAGCACGUGGAGUAAUGAGUAGGAUUCCGUGUUUUCACAUGCAAAAGUGAUUGCUUUUGAUAAAAACGCUUUAUCUGCAUUUCCAAUUAAACCUAGUUUGAAAAGUCUAACAUACUGUUGAAGUCGGAGGUUUACAUACGACUUAGCCAAAUACAUUUAAACUCAGUUUUUCACAAUUCCUGACAUUUAAUCCUAGUAAAAAUUCCAUGUCUUAGGUCAGUUAGGAUCACCACUUUAUUUUAAGAAUGUGAAAUGUCAGAAUAAUAGUAGAGAGAAUUAUUAAUUUCAGCUUUUAUUUCUUUCAUCACAUUCCCAGUGGGUCAGAAGUUUACAUACACUCAAUUAGUAUUUGGUAACAUUGCCUUUAAAUUGUUUAACUUGAGUCAAACAUUUUGGGUAGCCUUCCACAAGCUUCCCACAAUAAGUUGGGUGAAUUUUGGCCCAUUCCUCCUGACAGAGCUGGUGUAACUGAGUCAGGUUUGUAGGCCUCCUUGCUCGCACACGCUUUUUCAGUUCUGCCCACAAAUGUUCUAUAGGAUUGAGGUCAGGGCUUUGUGAUGGCCACUCCAAUACCUUGACUUUGUUGUCCUUAAGCCAUUUUGCCACAACUUUGGAAGUAUGCUUGGGGUCAUUGUCCAUUUGGAAGACCCAUUUGCGACCAAGCUUUCAAUUCCUGACUGAUGUCUUGAGAUGUUGCUUCAAUAUAUCCACAUAAUUUUCCUUCCUCAUGAUGCCAUCUAUUUUGUGAAGUGCACCAGUCCCUUCUGCAGAAAAGCACCCCCACAGCAUGAUGCUGCCACCCCUGUGCUUCACGGUUGGGAUGGUGUUCUUCAGCUUGCAAGCAACCCCCUUUUUCCUCCAAACAUAACGAUGGUCAUUAUGGCCAAACAGUUCUAUUUUUGUUUCAUCAAACCAGAGGACAUUUCUCAAAAAAGUACGAUCUUUGUCCCCAUGUGCAGUUGCAAACCGUAGUCUGGCUUUUUUAUGGCGGUUUUGGAGCAGUGGCUUCUUCCUUUCUGAGCGGCCUUUUAAGUUAUGUCGAUAUAGGACUUGUUUUACUGUGGAUAUAGAUACUUUUGUACCCUUUUCCUCCAGCAUCUUCACAAGGUCCUUUGCUGUUGUUCUGGGAUUGAUUUGCACUUUUCGCACCAAAGUAUGUUAAUAUCUAGGAGACAGAGCACGUCUCCUUCCUGAGCGGUAUGACGGCUGUGUGGUCCCAUGGUGUUUAUACUUGCGUACUAUUGUUUGUACAGAUGAACGUGGUACCUUCAGGCGUUUGGAAAUUGCUCCCAAGGAUGAACCAGACUUGUGGAGGUCUACAAAUUUUUUUUCUGAGGUCUUGGCUGAUUUCUUUUGAUUUUCCCAUGAUGUCAAGCAAAGAGGCACUGAGUUUGAAGGUAGGCCUUGAAAUACAUCCACAGGUACACCUCCAAUUGACUCAAAUUAUGUCAAUUAGCCUAUCAGAAGCUUCUAAAGCCAUUUCUGGAAUUUUCCAAGCUGUUUAAAGGUACAGUCAACUUAGUGAAUGUAAACUUCUGACCCACUGGAAUUGUGAUACAGUGAAUUAUAAGUGAAAUAAUCUGUCUGUAAACAAUUGUUGGAAAAAUUACUUGUGUCAUGCACAAAGUAGAUGUCCUAACCGACUUGCCAAAACUAUAGUUUGUUAACAAGAAAUUUGUGGAGUGGUUGAAAAUCGAGUUUUAAUGACUCCAACCUAAGUGUAUGUAAACUUCUGACUUCAACUGUAUAUUUUAUGGAAAAGAGAUGUUGUAUAUUUCUGAACGAUGCGCCAUGCCUUGUUGACAACAUGACAGAGCGGCGCAGAUUACUGUUCGACUUGAGAAGGGCGCUUCUCCCUCACUGGCUUUGCCCGGUCACGUGACGGUCCAUAGCCCGGUUCAACCCGGGCCAGCUUAAUCCCCUCUAUGAGUGUGUGUGUUGUUGUUGCUGUUGAAUUAUGUCUAGUUCUAAAACUGAAGAUGUCUGUCCGCCGUUGUAACCUAGUGCAGGUGCUGGGUGUCACCAUGGCAACGCUCUAUACUCGGGUGGCUGAGUUCACCUCACAGUUGCUGGAAGCCUGGAACCAUGCUGACAAUCCAAAAGGAAAAUCUUUAAGCCAGCACAGUACGGUUCGGAUUGGCACGGUUGUGUGAAAAAUAUAUCACUUUAUUUCAACCUGAAGUUGCCAUGGUGACAUACAGCAUCCAUUGCUGAGUGAUCCAUUCCAACAGAGUGCCCCUGCUGAACACCAAGUGCCAUCUGAGGGCACAUCGAUGUGUGUGUUCAUGUGUGUGUGUGUCCAGGCGUAGCUACGUGGGUGUAGACCUGGUCCAGUGGCUGUGUGAGCAGUGUGUGUACGUGCGCUGUCGGAGCGCGGCCGUGCGCGUCUGGCAGGUCUUACUGGAGCUGGGCAUCUUGCUGUCUGGUGAGUACACAGCAGUGGCGUAGCGCAGUUUCGUGGGGGGGGUGGGGAUUAUAUAUAUUUUUGGCAUUGGGCAGUGAGAAAAAUGUGUGUUUUUUUAUGGCUAAUCUCAAGCUAUUUUACACAAUUUGCCAGUAGGCUGAGAGAAAAUGUUGCUGUUUUAGAGCUCAGGGAUUCUUGAAAGAUGGACAAUCUCAACUUUUUUCCCACAAACAUUUGUCUUAAUAUUAACACAUUUUUAAAUAUGUAUUUUGAUAGACCAAAAUAUCAGCUAUCACACCAUGUAAAGGAACAACCACAUUUUUCUUUCAUAAAAUGCAACUAACUGGAUUGUUUUUUUGUGCAGAGUUUGAAAUGUGGAUCGUUUGCUCCGGACAAGGGCAUUUCCAGGCAUAGAGCCGACAUGGAAAUUAAUAAUAUUGUAUUUAGAAAAUUCCUGAAAACAAAUAUUUUCCUUAUACAUUUCCACUAAAUGUACAUUUUAAGCUCAAAGAAGGAAACAAAAUCAAAAUAUUCAGCUAUAAAAAUAAGGUUUCCCUGCCAGACACGGAUUGUCCCGACAUUCAAGAAUCCCUGAGCUAAUUUUCUGCUAUUCUACACAUUUUGCCAUGAGGCUGAGAGAAAAUUGUGCAGUUUUAAAGCUAAUUUUGUGUAAUUCAAAAUAAUUAUAAUUAAUGGAUUAUGACAUGUUCAUAUACUAUCUGUGGGGGGGGGGCACACACCCCCAUCGAUCACGUGACACCAUUCUUUCCUAUAUGAAGACUCAAUAGCGUAUUGAAGCCAAAGGAAGUCGGUUAACCUUUCACUGCAGUGGGCUAAAUCAGGGUCACAGUGUGACUCUUGGAAGUCUUCAACAAAUCUACUUUGAAACAAAAGUAUACACCUCACACAUAUGGUUAUGGGUUUAAGAUGGCGUCUCAUGGAGUCAUAACAUGCGCAGUUUGAGCUACUCCAGAAAGUGACGUUGCAGGCUAGCUCAGUGCUGCCCCCUCUUGUUGAGUAACUCAAGUUGAAGGCCGACUGGGGUACUGCAGGCUGCCAUUAGCAACUAAACUUCUUAUGUGUGCUAUUUUAAAAUAAUCGGUUCAAGGACCUACAUCUGGUGUAUUAGACGCAAUUAUUGAUACCGUGAUUGCCUUCGAAACAUUUGUUUAUUUACACGAAGAUUGCCAUUUUUCUGUUCACUAUAAUGCGGGAUCCUGAUAAUGCCUGCAGUACCUUGGUCGGCCUUGAACUUCUGUGGAUUCAAUCACAGGGGGCAGUCGUUCUCCCCUGACACACACACACACAUUCUUAUACAGUACGUAACGAUCUCUAUCUGUGUGUGUUUCAGUGGACCAGUCAAUCUGUAUCUGUGUGUUUUUCAGUGGACCAGUCAAUCUGUAUCUGUGUGUGUGUGUGUGUGUGUUUCAGUGGACCAGCGCGUGGUGUUUGGGGACUCUAACUCCUACUACCAGUUCAGCUUUGAGGAGUGUGAGUCUGCAGCCUGCGAGUUCUGCGGCCUGGAGAAGGAGUCGUGGCCAGAGGCUGUUAGGCUCCUCCUACAGCUUGUACCAUACGUCCAGUUCAGAACUGGGUAAUUGUGUGUGUGUGUGUGUGUGAACGUGACCCAGUGUUGCAUGACCAUCACACAUGAACACAGACACACACGAACAUGAGCAGAAUCCGUGUUCCAACUGAUAAGAUUCAUCUUUAAUCUCUCUACAUACUGUUAAUCCCUUAGUCUGGCACUGACACGCACACACACUCUCUCUAAUACACUCUCUCAUAGCGGGAGCUGGGAGAGUGUUGAGGGAGCAUACCGGCGUAUGAAGUUCACCAGAAUUUCCUGUUCCCUCAAGAGAGAGAGAGAAAGAGAGAGAGAGAGAGGAGAGAUAGAGAGAGGAGAGAGAGAGCGAGAGAGAGAGAGAAGACUAAGAGGAGCUAGUAAGAUAGAGCGAGAUAGAUAGAGAAACAGAGAUAUCCACAUCAGAUAAUAUAGACCGAUCUAGUUCUCUCUCGCGUAUAUAUACGUGCUCUAUUCUCUCCUCUCUCUAUCUCUCUCUCUCUCUCUUCUCCUUAGAGAGAUCGAGAGAGAGAGAGACUUCCUCUCCUCCCUACUUCACUACCUGUCCUGCUACUGCAUCCAUCAUGCUUUAUCAGAUCACUCUUUCACACACAGACACACACUCUUCCUCCUCUGCAACCAUUUACUGAAGCCACAGAUCAAAUUCUAAUUAUAUACAAAUUAGUCUGGGAAGUUGUGAGAGAGAGAUUAGUUUACCCUAAAACACUGUGCUGUUUAUACACGCACAGAAAAAACAAGCACACACACAGAGGGAGAGAAAGAGGAGGAAAAGAGAGAAGAGGAAGAACGAGCAGCAGAGAGACCAGUAGAGACAUCCAGCAGAGAGACCAGUAGAGACAUCCAGCAGAGAGACCAGUAGAGACAUCCAGCAGAGAGACCAGUAGAGACAUCCAGCAGAGAGACCAGUAGAGACAUCCAGCAGAGAGACCAGUAGAGACAUCCAGCAGAGAGACCAGUAGAGACAUCCAGCAGAGAGACCAGUAGAGACCAGUAGAGACAUCCAGCAGAGAGACCAGUAGAGACCAGUAGAGACAUCCAGCAGAGAGACCAGUAGAGACCAGUAGAGACAUUCAGCAGAGAGACCAGUAGAGAGCAGUAGAGAGCAGUAGAGACAUCUAGCAGAGAGACCAGUAGAGAGCAGUAGAGACAUCCAACAGAGAGACCAGUAGAGACCAGUAGAGACAUCCAGCAGAGAGACCAGUAGAGACCAGUAGAGACAUCCAGCAGAGAGAUCAGUAGAGAGCAGUAGAGACAUCCAGCAGAGAGACCAGUAGAGAGGAGUAGAGACAUUCAGCAGAGAGAGGAGUAGAGACAUCUAAUCAAAUCACAUUUUAUUUGCCACAUGCGCCGAAUACAACAGGUGUAGACAAUUCCGUGAAAUGCUUACUUACAGCCCUUAACCAACAAUGCAUUUAUUUUUUAAUAAAAAAGUAAAAUAAAACAACAACAACAAAAAAGUGUUGAGAAAAAAAGAGCAGAAGUAAAAUAAAAUAACAGUAGGGAGGCUAUAUACAGGGGGGUACCGGUGCAGAGUCAAUGUGCGGGGGCACCGGCUAGUUGAGGUAGUUGAGGUAAUAUGUACAUGUGGGUAGCGUUAAAGUGACAAUGCAUAAAUAAUUAACAGAGUAGCAGCAGCGUAAAAAGAUGGGGUGGGGGGGCAGUGCAAAUAGUCCGGGUAGCCGUGAUUAGCUGUUCAGGAGUCUUAUGGCUUGGGGGUAGAAGCUGUUGAGAAGCCUUUUGGACCUAGACUUGGCGCUCCGGUACCGCUUGCCGUGCGGUAGCAGAGAGAACAGUCUAUGACAAGGGUGGCUGGAGUCUUUGACAAUUUUGAGGGCCUUCCUCUGACACCGCCUGGUAUAGAGGUCCUGGAUGGAAGGAAGCUUGGCCCCAGUGAUGUACUGGGCCGUACGCACUACCCUCUGUAGUGCCUUGCGGUCGGAGGCCGAGCAGUUGCCAUACCAGGCGGUGAUGCAACCAGUCAGGAUGCUCUCGAUGGUGCAGCUGUAGAACUUUUUGAGGAUCUGAGGACCCAUGCCAAAUCUUUUCAGUCUCCUGAGGGGGAAUAGGCUUUGUCGUGCCCUCUUCACGACUGUCUUGGUGUGUUUGGACCAUGAUAGUUCGUUGGUGAUGUGGACACCAAGGAACUUGAAGCUCUCAACCUGUUCCACUACAGCCCCGUCGAUGAGAAUGGGGGCGUGCUCAGUCCUCUUUUUUUUCCUGUAGUCCACAAUCAUCUCCUUUGUCUUGGUCACGUUGAGGGAGAGGUUGUUAUCCUGGCACCACCCUAUAGGCUGUCUCAUCGUUGUCGGUGAUCAGGCCUACUGUUGUGUUGUCGACAAACUUAAUGAUGGUGUUGGAGUCGUGCCUGGCCAUGCAGUCAUGGGUGAACAGGGAGUACAGGAGGGGACUGAGCACGCACCCCUGAGGGGCCCCCGUGUUGAGGAUCAGCGUGGCAGAUGUGUUGUUACCUACCCUUACCACCUGGGGGUGGCCCGUCAGGAAGUCCAGGAUCCAGUUGCAGAGGGAGGUGUUUAGUCCCAGGAUCCUUAGCUUAGUGAUGAGCUUUGAGGGCACUAUGGUGUUGAACGCUGAGCUGUAGUCAAUGAAUAGCAUUCUCACGUAGGUGUUCCUUUGUCCAGGUGGGAAAGGGCAGUGUGGAGUGCAAUAGAGAUUGCAUCAUCUGUGGGUCUGUUGGGGCGGUAUGCAAAUUGCAGUGGGUCUAGGGUUUCUGGGAUAAUGGUGUUGAUGUGAGCCAUGACCAGCUUUUCAAAGCACUUCAUGGCUACAGACGUCAGUGCUACGGGUCGGUAGUCAUUUAGGCAGGUUAUCUUAGUGUCCGUGGGAACGGGGUCUAUGGUGGUCUGCUUGAAACAUGUUGGUAUUACAGACUCAGUCAGGGACAUGUUGAAAAUGUCGGUGAAGACACUUGCCAGUUGGUCAGCACAUGCUCGGAGUACACGUCCUGGUAAUCUGUCUGGCCCUGCGGCCUUGUGAAUGUUGACCUGCUUAAAAGUCUUACUCACAUCGGCUACGGAGAGCGUGAUCACAUAGUCAUCCAGAACAGCUGGUGCUCUCAUGCAUGCUUCAGUGUUGCUUGCCUCGAAGCGAGCAUAGAAGUAGUUUAGCUCGUCUGGUAGGCUUGUGUCACUGGGCAGCUCGCUGCUGUGCUUCCCUUUUGUAGUCUGUAAUAGUUUUCAAGCCCUGCCACAUCCGACGAGCGUCAGAGCCGGUGUAGUACGAUUCAAUCUUAGUCCUUUAUUGACUCUUUGCCUGUUUGAUGGUUCAUCGGAGGGCAUAGCGGGAUUUCUUAUAAGCGUCCGGGUUAGAGUCCUGCUCCUUGAAAGCGGCAGCUCUACCCUAUAGCUCAGUGCGGAUGUUGCCUGUAAUCCAUGGCUUCUGGUUGGGGUAUGUACGUACGGUCACUGUGGGAACGACGUCAUCAAUGCACUUAUUGAUGAAGCCAGUGACUGAUGUGGUGUACUCCUCAAUGUUAUCUGAAGAAUCCCGGAACAUGUUCCAGUCUGUGCUAGCAAAACAGUCCUGUAGCUUAACAUAUGCGUCAUCUGACCAAUAUUUUAUUAACCAAGUCACUGGUGCUUCCUGCUUUAGUUUUUGCUUAUAAGCAGGAAUCAGGAGGAUAGAGUUAUGGUCAGAUUUGCCAAAUGGAGGGUGAGGGAGAGCUUUGUAUACGUCUCUGUGUGUGGAGUAAAGGUGGUCUGGAGUUUUUUUUCCUCUGGUUGCACAUUUAACAUGCUGGUAGAAAUUAGGUAGAACGGAUUUAAGUUUCCCUGCAUCUAGCAGAGAGAUCAGUAGAGACAUCCAGCAGAGAGACCAGUAGAGACCAGUAGAGACAUCCAACAGAGAGACCAGUAGAGAGCAGUAGAGACAUCCAGCAGAGAGAUCAGUAGAGACCAGUAGAGACAUCCAGCAGAGAGACCAGUAGAGACCAGUAGAGACAUCCAGCAGAGAGACCAGUAGAGAGCAGUAGAGACAUCCAGCAGAGAGAGCAGUAGAGAGCAGUAGACAUCUAGCAGAGAGACCAGUAGAGAGGAGUAGAGACAUCCAGCAGAGAGACCAGUAGAGAGGAGUAGAGACAUCCAGCAGAGAGACAACUAGAGAGCAGUAGAGACAUCCAGCAGAGAGACCAGUAGAGAUACCAACAGAGAGACUAGUAGAGAGCAGUACAGACACCAACAGAGAGACUAGGAGAGAGCAGUACAGACACCAACAGAGAGACCAGUAGAGAGCAGUAGAGACACCAACAGAGAGACUAGUAGAGAGCAGUAGAGACACCAACACAGAUACCAGUAGAGGCAGUAGAGACACCAACAGAGAGACUAGUAGAGAGCAGUAGAGACACCAACAGAGAGACCAGUAGAGAGCAGUACAGACACCAACAGAGAGACCAGUAGAGAGCAGUAGACACCCUGCAGAGAGACUAGUAGAGAGCAGUAGACACCCAGUAGAGAGACCAGUAGAGAGCAGUAGACACCCAGCAGAGAGACCAGUAGAGAGCUUUAGAUACACCCAAUAGAGAGACCAGUAGAAAGCUUUAGAUACACCCAGUAGAGAGACCAGUAGAGAGCUUUAGAGACACCCAGUAGAGAGACCAGUAGAGACACCUAACAGGGAGAACAGUAGACACCAGUAGUGAACGGUAGACACCAGUAGUGAACGGUAGACACCAGUUGAGACACCAGUAGUGAACAGUAGAGUCCAGUAGUGAACAGUAGAGUCCAGUAGUGAACAGUAGAGUCCAGUAGUGAACAGUAGAGUCCAGUAGUGAACAGUAGAGUCCAGUAGUGAACAGUAGAGUCCAGUAGUGAACAGUAGAGUCCAGUAGUGAACAGUAGAGUCCAGUAGUGAACAGUAGAGAGACAUAAAACACAUGAAGAGAAGACUGGAAAAACUAAUGGUGUGUGUGUGUGUGUGUGUGUGUGUCUGUUAUAGGUCUGAGGAGGACUCAGAAGGGAACAGAGAUGUCUGCGGGGACAGCUUUCUCCAGAUGAAAGCGCUAGAUAGGCUCACCUCCACGGUUAGUUGUGUGUGUGUGUGUGUGUGACUGAAAUGAGCUGCCAUACUGAGUGUGUAUGUUCUGUCUCUGCAGGUGCAGAAUGAGUUGGCUGCUGCUCUCGCCCGCAAGGCUCGCAAAGCCAGUGAGUGGGUUACUUUAUUAAGUGUGUUAUUACAGUGUGUUUAUGCCACUGUAAGAUAUCCUUUAGUUUCAGCAAAUCAAAUAUUUGUUUUAGUUGAAUAGUCCUGACAGCUGUCAAUCUAACGUGGUUGCAGUGGCAGAGCAGGGUGGCCCAGAGUCAGCAGACGCCACCCCCCGGGAGACACCCAUACCCAGCCACGAGAACACCACGGUAGGACACACACACAUACACACACUAACACAGGAGGGGAGAGGAGAAGAU